Molecule: messenger RNA, 1337 nt
Organism: Oldenlandia corymbosa var. corymbosa
Lineage: Eukaryota; Viridiplantae; Streptophyta; Magnoliopsida; Gentianales; Rubiaceae
Source: the annotation of a GenBank genome assembly
GCUCAAUUUAAUUUCCUUGAACAAGCAUUAUUGUUCAUAAUCUCAACACUUCAAUGGUGAUCGAGAUGAAAUGGAAUACCAUCUUGUUCUUGGGAAUCACUCUGGCUAUAAAUGCUGUAACUAGCAGUACCGCGGUCUCAGAAAAUACUUCCAGCCUGAAGCAGAACAUUCUUCAGUCCGAGAGAAACUAUGAAGUGAAUAGCACGAUUCAGAGUGAAGAUGGGGACAUAAUCGAUUGUGUAGACAUUAACAAGCAGCCAGCUUUUAAUCAUCCUGCUUUGAAAAAUCACAAAAUCCAGAUGGAACCAACAAAGCUGACAGAUUCAGAAACAGAAACCAGGAAAGAAGCUGGACAUGAACACUCGGGGAAUACUUCUUCUGCAACACAGAUAUGGCAGAGAAGUGGUAGCUGCCCAGAAGGCACCAUUCCUAUUCUUCGGAGAAAACCACUAAAAAAAGACGGCGAAACAAAUCAAGCCCGGAAGAAAAAACCAGGUUUUGUUCCACAUAAACAUCAGCAAUUCAAGGAGGACAACAUCAACAACAACAACAACCAACCGAAUCUUCUAUACGCAAAUCGCUCGAUGGCAAUCCUUUUCGCCGAGGGGUUUGCAUAUUAUGGGGCUAAAGCAGACAUUCAGGUAUGGAAUCCUCAUGUUGGAGAAGAUGAUGAGUACAGUAUGUCUCAAGUUGCUCUGAAAAGUGGCACUCGCCGUGAAUCUGAAGUUGUUGAAUCAGGAUGGGCAGUGAAUCCAAGUGUUUAUGGGGAUAGAAAGACAAGACUCUUUGCUUACUGGACAGUUGAUGGUUCGGUUAAUACCGGCUGCUUUGAUCUCAUUUGCCCUGGUUUUGUUCAAAUAAACAAUGAAAUAGCUCUUGGUGCUGCAAUUUAUCCCAUCUCAAAUCCUACAGGCCUUCCAUUCCAAAUAACCAUCACAAUCCUAAAGGAUCGAGAUUCGGGAAACUGGUGGCUGAUUUAUGGAGAGAAAACGUUGAUAGGAUAUUGGGCAAGGGACAUCUUCAAGGGAAUGGGAUUGUAUUACCAUGCUGUAACUGUUCAGUGGGGCGGUGAAGUUUUCAGCACCAGGAUGAAGAGUCAUCCGCAUCCGGCGAUCCAAAUGGGCAGCGGGAAUUUCCCGGACACUAUUUCCGGCAACUCAGGCACAAUGAAGAGAAUGCGGGUUGCUGUCAACUCCCAGACAUUCACUCGGCCGAUAAUGACUUAUACCUGGACGGAUGAGUAUCGUUGUUAUGAUGUUUACUACAGGAAGGAGUACCGGGACGAUGAUCCGAACCUUUAUUACGGUGGCCCUGGUGGAUUUCACUGGUGCAUUUAA